AUGCCCAACAGGUGCCUUUCCCAUGAAUCCCAAGCUCUGCUUCGCUUCAAAGCUGCCUUGAAUGACUCUAGGGGUCCUCUUAGUUCGUGGGUGAAUGGAACAGACUGUUGCACCAACUGGAGAGGCAUAUCCUGCGACAAUCACACCAACCAUGUUGUCUCUCUUGAACCAGAUCUUCUUUUCAGUCCAGGUGUGAUAUCUGAGAGCCUGUGCCAACUUCGUUUUCUCAAAUCACUGAGGAUAAUAGAAGCAUUAACACUAGGUACCGAAAUUCCAUCUUGUUUGGGAAAUCUCUCUUAUAUUGAAACGUUAUAUUUAUCUCUCAAUAGCUUUAGUGGGAGGAUUCCCCCUUCCCUUUGUUUGCUCACCCGCCUUAGAGUCCUUGAUCUUUCCAACAAUUCCUUCAGUGGAAGCAUACCUUCCUGCCUUGGCAACAUUUCUUCUUUAUCCUACCUUUCCCUUCCGAGGAACCUACUUAGUGGAAGCAUACCAGCUUCUCUUGGAAGUCUCUCUAUGUUGAGAAAGUUAGAUCUUGGAGGCAAUCGACUGAGCGGUAGCAUUCCAGAUUCUUUGGGCAGUCUCUCUUUACUCAAGGAGUUGUUGAUUUCCAAUAACCAACUAAGUGGGACCAUUCCCUCUUCACUUGUUCACCUUUCCUCCCUCACUAUCUUGCAUGGGAAUGGCAAUCGUUUCAAUGAAACUAUCUCUUCUUCCUCACUUCCACCUUCUGUAGUUGAUCUAUCCUUGUCACUAAACCAUUACCAGACAAUUUCAGAAAGUUUCUUUCACAAGCUUACAGGCCUCAACUAUUUGUAUUUAUCUAGUUGUGUGCUAAAUAUUAGCGCGACCUGGAUUCCAUCCUUCCAGUUAUCCAAGUUAUAUUUAGUGUCAUGUAUGAUUGGUGGUGAAUUUCCACCUUGGAUUUCAACACAAUUUUCACUUCAAUACUUGGAAAUAUCAAAUGCCAGUCUUGUGGGCGUAUUUCCCUCUUGGUUGUGGGAAACGAGUUCUAUGUUGAUUUACUUAAAUCUUUCAAGAAAUCAACUGCAAGGAAGCCUAUCCUCAAAUAAUUCAACAGGGAUGUAUCUAGAAAUAGUAGAUGUGUCUAAAAAUGGAUUGAGUGGAUGCAUCCCAUCAAUGUGGCCUUCUAGUAUGCAAAUAUUGUUGCUUAAUGACAAUUUAUUUAGUGGCAAUAUUCCUCCAAGCCUUGGCAAAUUAAAUCUACUUCAGCUAUUAAAUCUUGCAAACAACAAGAUAACAGGAGUCAUCCCUGCUAGCUUGUUUAAUUGCUCUUCCCUCAUUGUCCUAAAUUUGGGAAAUAACAAUUUGGAGGGAAGCUUGCCAAAUGAAUUUGGCUGGCUAAGACAAUUAGCAUCAUUGGUUGUUCACAAUAAUAACUUGAGUGGAUCAUUCCCUCCCUCAAUAACAAGUUGUUUUUUAAGUCUACAGGUUCUUGAUAUUGGGAACAACUCAUUUGGAGGUGAAAUACUAACAUUGGUUGCAAAUCUUUCAAGGCUGAGAGUAUUGGUAAUGAAGGAGAACAAUUUUAUAGGCAUUAUUCCCUUAGAGAUAGGUCAACUAAUGGAACUCCAAAUAUUGCUCCUUUCUUCUAAUCAAAUUUCAGGUUCAAUUCCACACACAAUCGUAUCAUUGCAAGCAAUGGCAAAAGAAAGCCAACAUGGUUUUGUAUUGUCCACUUUUUCUAAUGGGAAAACAUAUCAAGAUGGACUGGAUAUGACUUCAAAAGGAAGAGAUGAGCACUACACAUAUAUUCUUAGCACUCUCACAUCCAUAGAUCUCUCAAAUAAUGAAUUUGUGGGAGAAGUUGCUUCAAAUUUUGGAAAUUUGAAGGGGUUGAGGUUUCUAAACCUUUCAAUGAACAAUUUUAAUGGGACCAUUCCAAGUAGUUUGGCAGAAAUGAGUCAUUUAGAGUCUUUAGACCUGUCAAAAAAUAAUUUUUCAGGACACAUCCCUAUAGAGCUUGAUUCUCUAAGCUCUUUAGUUCAAAGGUCUUUUUAUGAGGAUGAGUUUAUUGAUGAUGGCUCGAUUGCCUGGGAGGAGAUAGCUGCAUUAUAUGAGCCUUUACCAGCAGUUUUAUCAGGUAUCGUGGGAGAACUACUUUGUCCAGAUAGGCGAUCACAUGGUUUAGCCGUGGGGUUGGGGCAGGUGAUCAAGAUGAUGAUUACCGAGGGGACCUAA
Molecule: messenger RNA, 2199 nt
Organism: Cryptomeria japonica (Japanese cedar)
Lineage: Eukaryota; Viridiplantae; Streptophyta; Pinopsida; Cupressales; Cupressaceae
Product: receptor-like protein 35
Exons: 2
Coding region: 1-2199 (732 amino acids)
Molecular function (GO): protein binding
Source: RefSeq, a predicted model, not a curated record